Molecule: messenger RNA, 3047 nt
Organism: Gossypium arboreum
Lineage: Eukaryota; Viridiplantae; Streptophyta; Magnoliopsida; Malvales; Malvaceae
Product: probable LRR receptor-like serine/threonine-protein kinase At3g47570
Exons: 4
Coding region: 1-2772 (923 amino acids)
Biological process (GO): protein phosphorylation
Molecular function (GO): ATP binding; protein kinase activity; protein binding
Source: RefSeq, a predicted model, not a curated record
AUGGAGUCAUCAAAAAAACAUUUUCAACCAUCCACCUCUUUUUUCCUUACGGUUCUUCUCUCAUUCUUCAACUUUCAGGGUUUUAACUUGCUUAGUUUAGCAAAAGCAAGCCCUGUACUUAGAGGAAAUGACACUGAUCAACAAGCUUUACUCCAGUUCAAAGCCAAGAUUACUGGUGAUCAACUCAACAUUAUGGAUUCCUGGAAUAGUUCCAUUCACUUCUGUCAAUGGAUCGGUGUUACAUGCGGUCGCAAGCAUCCAAGAGUCACCAAGCUGAAACUUCGAAUCCUCAAACUCUCUGGAUCAUUGUCACCCUACAUUGGAAAUCUGAGCUUCCUCAGGGAGUUGGAUCUUGUGGGCAACAGCUUCUACAACCAAAUUCCUCAAGAAAUCAGUGGCUUAAGAAGACUGGAAGCAUUACAUCUGGCCAAUAACUCCAUCAGCGGUGAAAUUCCUUCCAAUUUAUCUGCUUGUUCUAAGCUUACUUUAGUCGAUAUGAGAGGCAAUCAGCUAAUAGGAGAAAUACCUGCUUCGUUGGGUCUCUUGUCAAACCUGAAAGUAUUGGGUUUUGUCCAGAACAGUUUGAGAGGGAGUAUCCCACCAUCGUUGGGGAACUUGUCAUCCUUAGAGGAUCUUCGGUUAACGUAUAAUGCAUUAAGUGGGAUUAUACCUGAAUCUUUUGGACGACUGAGAAAUCUUUCAGUUUUCGCCAUAUUCGGAAAUGCAAUUUCUGGUAUUGUUCCUGCAGCAUUGUUCAAUCUCUCCAAUAUUAGAGCCUUUGAUAUUGGUACAAACAAGAUUCAAGGUACUCUCCAUUCUGAUUUAGAAAUUAAUAUGCCUCAUGUUGAGUUCUUUUCUGUAGGGGAAAACCAAAUCUCUGGACAAAUUCCAAUUUCAAUAACCAAUGCCUCGAAUUUGAAUUUUCUUGAUUUUGAUAAUAACAUGCUCGAUGGAAAUGUACCUUCAUUACAAAAGUUGGAUAAUUUGUUUGACCUUGAACUAGGAAUAAACCAUUUCGGGCAUGGGAGAAAAGAUAUUAACAAUAUUCAAGGCAACAUUCCUUCGAAUCUAGGUAAGUGCCAAAAUUUGCUUUUAUUGGGUCUUUCUCAUAAUAAUCUUAGUGGAACAAUACCCCCCGAAAUACUAGGCCUAUCUUCAUUGUCCAUUGUACUAAGCUUAUCGUCAAACUCUUUGACUGGUGAGCUUCCUGUUGAAGUAGAAAAACUGAAAAAUUUAGGCCUACUGGAUGUUUCUCACAACAGGUUAUCUGGUUUGCUUCCAAACAACCUUGGUAGUUGUGUAAGUCUGGUGGAGCUGUAUUUGGAGGGCAAUUUAUUUGAAGGACCCAUUCCUCCAUCUUUGAGUUCAUUGAGGGGUCUUGGGGCAUUGGAUGUAUCAAACAAUAAUCUUUCAGGUGGGAUUCCAGAAUUUCUUGUGAGGUUUGGGGCAUUGAAGUAUUUAAAUCUCUCUUUCAACAAUUUUGAAGGAGUUAUACCAAGUGAAGGAGUGUUCAAGAAUACAAGUGCCAUAUUUGUUGAGGGAAAUAAUAAGCUUUGUGGAGGCAUCCUUGAAUUACACUUGUCAAGAUGUAACUCCAAAACAUCAUCAAAAGCUUCUGUUAAAUUGAAAAUUGCAAUUAUUGUUGUGAUUUUAGGAGUGAUUUUGGUUUUCACUUGUCUCCUCAUCUUGUGGUUUAGAAAGAAGAAAGAAGAGAAAACAACAACAACUUGUGCAGAACAUUCACUUUUACAAUUAUCAUACCAAAGCAUCCUAAGGGCAACUAACGGAUUCUGCAUGGAGAAUUUGGUUGGUUCUGGAAGUUUUGGUUCUGUAUACAAAGGAAUUCUUGAAGAGAGUGGAGUAGCUAUUGCAGUGAAGGUGCUUAAUCUUCUAAAUCAAAGAGCUUCCAAGAGUUUCUUCACUGAAUGUGAGGCCUUGAAGAACAUUCGACAUCGAAAUCUUGUCAAGGUAUUAACAGCCAUUUCAGGUGUCGAUUACCAAGGCAAUGAUUUUAAAGCCUUGGUUUAUGAGUUUAUGGAAAAUGGAAGCUUGGAGGACUGGUUGCAUCCAUAUGUAAGCAUGAAUGAAUCGGAGAUGACAAGAAACCUGAACUUCUUCCAAAGAGUUAAUAUGGCCAUAGAUGUUGCUCAUGCACUACAAUAUUUGCACCAUCAUUGUGAAACAUCGAUCAUUCAUUGUGACCUGAAGCCAAGCAAUAUUCUGCUUGAUGGGGAAAUGGUUGGACAUAUAGGUGACUUUGGCUUAGCAAAAAUCCAUUCUGCAGACAGGCUGAACUAUUCUUCCAAUCACUCAAGUUCCCUCGGAUUAAGAGGAACUAUUGGCUAUGCUCCACCAGAGUAUGGCAUGGGAAGCGAGUUGUCAACGAAAGGUGAUGUGUAUAGCUAUGGCAUCCUCUUGUUAGAGAUGUUUACAGGGAAAAGGCCUACUGAUGAAAGAUUCAAAGAAGGUUUAAGUCUUCACAAACAUGUUAGGGCAGCUCUACCCAAUCGAGUGAUUGAGAUUAUAGAUCCUAUUCUUCUUCAAGAGAGUGUCAGAGGAGGAACAAUCAUAGACAUAACUCUCAAUGAAAACCGCUUGGGAAAUGACAGACAUCUUCAGUGCUUGAAUCUGAUAUUUGAAAUAGGACUUACUUGUUCUGCUCAAUCACCGAGUGAACGGAUGGACAUGAGUGAUAUUGUUACCAAGCUUUGUUCUAUUAGAGAUAAGCUUCUUCGUCCAACUCGAGCACAUUGUGAGAUUCAAACUUCAUAAGCAACUCAAUUAGUAGGUAUCUAAGGUGUCUUAUGGAUGAAUUGAUCGGCUCUGGUCCAAGAAACUGCUUGUUGUUCUCUUUUAUUCACAUUUUGCUUUGAGAAAAGAAUAUUGUUAUGGAAUUUGUCCAAAUUUCCAUGGAUAAUUUGUAUUAAUAUUUACUUUUCGUCAGUGCAUUAUAAGCUACUUUAUUUUCAUCAGAUCAGAUUUUAAAUAACAAUGCUGGAUUUUGACUCUAUAUCUUCUUGCAUCGUUAAUGCUAUUGAAAUUGAUAA